AUGUUUCCUUCCAAGGAAAAGUCGGCUCACGACUACCCGGACGUGCCAGCGUCCCUCAACCACGACUCCUUCGAGUUGCAAGAUGCCAAACGCAACCAGCUAGCACCCCCGCCUCCGGAUACUGCGGGAGGCAUCACGCCCUAUCUCGGCCUCCGGGCCAGGCUCUCGCAGAUCUGGAUCAACCGAUGGACGGUGCUACUCAUCCUCGUCCUCGUGCGCGUCCUCAUUCUUCUUGCCGGUCUCAACGAUGACAUCGGAGAUGCAAAGAUCAAGGCGCUGUCCGCGUGUACCAAGGUGGAGGACAUUGGUAGUGCCAUGGCCUCCAUGCCUCAUUACCUGUCGGUCGGCGUCAACUCCCUUGCCGCCGAGGGCAUCACCACGGCUGUCAACGCCAUGGUCACCGUCCUCAUGAUGAUCCUCACUGCCGUUGAGCAGCUCAUCAUGUUCGUCAUCCAGAUGUACAUCGGUACCUACGUCUGCCUGACUGGAGCCGUCAUCCACGGCACGUUCGACAUUGGCAUCGGCGCCGCGGAUGCUGCUACGAAAGCCAUGAAUGCGGUCAUCACCGACGUCACCAAUGGCCUCAACGACGAUGUCAAGAAAGUCCAGGAUGUGAUUAACGACACCUUCGGAAAGAUUGCCAACAGCGUUAGCGGCCUCUUUGGCGGAAAGCUAGACCCCCCGAAGCUCGACAUCAGCGGCCGUGUCAACGACCUGCGCAACAUCAAGAUCGACGACACCGACUUCGUCAAGACCCUCAAGACCCUCAACUCGACCAUUCCGACAUACGACGAGGCCAAGAAGGCGACCGAGGAUGCCAUCGCGAUUCCCUUCAACAUGCUCAAGACCCUUGUCAAUGGCACCUACGGCGGAUAUGCAUUCGACAAGAAGGUCUUCCCCGUCGCGCAGAAGGAGGCGCUGUCUUUCUGCUCCUCCAACUCCAAGCUCAACGACUUCUUCGAGAGCCUGUACAAACUCGCCGCCAAAGCCAAGAUUGCGUUCAUUGUCGUCAUCCUUGUGCUCGCCAUCCUCGCCUGCGUCGUCAUGGCGUGGUGGGAGAUCAAGCGGUACCGCCGCCAGCAGCGCCACGCCAAGGUCUUUACCGAGCACGGCUACGACCCCAUGGACGUCGUCUACAUUGCCGGGCGACCCGUCACGGCGACCGCAGGCAUCAAGAUUGCUUCACGCUUCAAGGGCAAGCGCCAGCUGCUGGUCCGCUGGGCCGUCGCCUACGGCACCUCCCUGCCGGCCAUCUUUGUCCUCUCCCUCGCCAUCGCCGGCUUCUUCUCCUGCCUGUGCCAGUUCAUCCUGCUCCGCAGCAUCCAGAAGGAGGCACCCGUGCUCGCCAACCAGGUCGGCGACUUUGCCGGCUCGGUCGUCACGACGCUCGAGGACGCCUCGAUGAAGUGGGCCGUCGACGCCAACGGCGUCAUCACCAAGUUCAACACCGAGGUCAACGACGACCUGUUCGGGUGGGUGACCAACGCCACGACGGCCGUCAACAACACGCUCAACACGUUCACCACCGAGAUCAAUGACGGCAUCACCAAGGUCUUUGGCGGCACGGUGCUCGAGAACACGGUGCGCGGCGUCGUCCGCUGCCUCAUCGGCCUCAAGGUCGAGGCCGUCGAGAAGGGCCUGACGUGGGUGCACGACCACGCGCACGUGUCCUUCCCGCUCUUCCCCAACGACACCUUCUCCAUGGGCGCCAAGGAGUCCGUCAGCGGCGACUCGCAGCUCACGUCCUUCCUGUCGAGCCCGUCGAGCGUGACGACCGACGAGAUCACGGGCGCCGUCGACCGCGUCAUCAACCACAUGCACGCCAACCUCGUCAAGGAGGCGCUCAUCUCGACGGGCCUGCUGCUCGUGUACGUCAUCGUCGUCCUGAUCGGCGUCGUCCGCAGCGCGGUCGGCAUGAUGACGCCCGACCGGACGCGCGGCGAGGGCGGGCAGCGGUACUACCUCACGGGCGACGGGCGGCCGCCGAUGAGCCCCCGCGGCGCUGCUGCGGCCGACAACGACAGCAACAACGCGCGGUUCCCGCAGUUCGGCGAGAGCAGCGGCAGCUCGGACCUCGUGGCGGGCGCGUCGUCCUCGUCGUCGGCGGCGGCGGCGAGGGCGAGGAGCGACGAGAAGUUCGCGCAGGAGUACUGGAGCAAGAACUCGGUGCCCGGCGGCAAGGGGCUCAAGAGCCCCGGCCACUGGCGCAAGAGCAGCUACGGGCACGUCGAGGACGCGGGCAGGUGA
Thyridium curvatum is the source of this 2247-nucleotide messenger RNA. RefSeq lists its product as uncharacterized. The record is from RefSeq and is a predicted model, not a curated record. Bases 1 to 2247 code for a protein of 748 amino acids. Lineage: Eukaryota; Fungi; Ascomycota; Sordariomycetes; Thyridiales; Thyridiaceae. The transcript has a single exon. Gene Ontology annotation, cellular component: mating projection tip.